AUGCGAAGGCCCUGGACAGAAAUCGCCCAGGCCAAGCGUGCUGAACGACAGGCACGCAUUGACAAUCAUUCCAAGAGUCUAACUGGGUCCAAUAUCCAGUCCCAGAUCACCCAUAUAGACAAGGUGGGAGCCCUGAUAGAAUUGUUGGAGAAGGGACAGAUCUCAGCAGAAGAUGUUGUCGUAGCUUACAUCGAUAAAGCCUCUAAGGCACAAGCAGAGACGAAUUGUCUCACAGAGAUUUGCUUCGACGAUGCUAUCGAGCAAGCCAGAGAGCUGGACGCGUUUUGGAAAAGAGAAGGCUGUCUCAAGGGCCCACUCCAUGGAGUCCCGAUGUCAUUGAAGGAUCAAUUCAACGUUAAGGGCUACGAUUCGACGAUGGGCUAUAUCGGCAGAGCUUUUAAGCCGGCAGCCUCUGAUGCACUUCUCGUCGAUGUGCUCAAGGAACUAGGCGCGAUCAUCAUCGCGAAGACAAACCUGCCGCAGAGUAUUAUGUGGGCCGAGACAGAAAACCCUAUUUGGGGUUUGACAACUCACCCUAAGAACUCCAAAUUAACACCAGGUGGCUCUUCUGGUGGUGAGGCAGCGUUACUCUCUCUGCAAGGUUCGCUGGUAGGCUGGGGUACUGAUAUAGGAGGAUCCAUUCGUAUCCCUAGUCACAUGAACGGCCUUUGGGGGUUGAAACCUAGUAGUGGCAGAUUGUCAUACCAAGGCGUUGAAGUCUCCACAGAUGGCCAGCAACAUGUGCCUUCAGCUGUGGGUCCAAUGGCAAGAUCCCUAGAAUCCAUCAUCGUCACCACAAGGGCAGUUAUCAGUAGAAACCUCUGGAACAUGGAUGCGCAACUUCCCCCGAUUCCAUGGGCACAAGACGUUCUGGAGGACUUUUCGCAGAAACCACUUGUAAUUGGCGUGAUGUUAGAUGACGGCAUUGUGAGGGUACAUCCUCCCAUCGCCCGAGUUUUCGAGGAGCUGGUUUCAAGACUCAGGAAAGCAGGCCAUGAAAUCGUCGAUUGGGAUACGUCAUUGAAUGCUGAAUACAUUGCUAUCCAGGAUCGAUAUUAUACUGCGGAUGGAGGCGAAGAUAUCCGAAGAGCCGUCACUGAAGGUGGGGAGCCAUUCAUUCCUCAUGUGGAAGCUUUGGUCAAUCGCACACCGGCGCUCUCUGUCUACGAGUACUGGCAACUGAACAAGAAGAAGGUGGCUGCUCAGCAAGCUUACCUCAAACUCUGGAGUAGUAUCCAGACCCCAUCAGGACGCCCUAUAGAUAUACUACUCGCGCCUACUUUUCCUCACACGGCGGUGCCACAUCGAUCUAUUCGUUGGGCUGGGUACACAAAGCUCUUCAACCUCCUGGACUACUCUGCGUUGUCGUUUCCCGCAGGGAAAGUCACGAGAGGCCUAGAUCCAGCUGUGUUGCCAGAGUAUGAGCCACGCAACCCCAUGGAUGCCUGGAAUUGGCAAUUGUACGAUCUUGAGUUGAUGGAUGGCCAUGAUAUAGGUUUACAGAUCAUAGGCCGACGCUUGGAGGAAGAAAAAGUCCUGGGAGCAGCGUUGCAGGUUCACCGGCUUAUUGAGAAUCUAUAA
This is a messenger RNA of Exophiala bonariae, 1581 nucleotides long. RefSeq lists its product as uncharacterized. NCBI's taxonomy places the organism in Eukaryota, Fungi, Ascomycota, Eurotiomycetes, Chaetothyriales, Herpotrichiellaceae. The transcript has 6 exons. Bases 1 to 1581 code for a protein of 526 amino acids. The record is from RefSeq and is a predicted model, not a curated record.